Triticum dicoccoides is the source of this 965-nucleotide messenger RNA. RefSeq lists its product as uncharacterized. Lineage: Eukaryota; Viridiplantae; Streptophyta; Magnoliopsida; Poales; Poaceae. The coding region runs from base 75 to 836 and encodes 253 amino acids. The record is from RefSeq and is a predicted model, not a curated record. The transcript has a single exon.
AACAUCAGAUCUGUAAGACUCGAAAGAGAUUUAGUAAGAGUGUGGACUAGAUCUAGAGAGUACAGAGUGAGAGGAUGUCGACAAGAAGUGGCAAGCCGCUCCUCGUCGUGAUCCGACGGAGCAAGCUCUCCGCAGGAGGUGAGGGCCGCCGCAUCUGCACAGAGUUCAAGCAGGCCAUGUACCCCUUCAAGUGGAGAAGGUACAUGUGCGCAAGGUGCGGGGUGCUCCGUGAUGAGCACAGGGCCUCCAAGAGCAAGGUCUCCGCAGGAGAUGAGGGGGACCACAUCGCAGGUAAGAGCAAGCUCUCCACAGGAGAUGAGGGCGAGCACAUAGCUGGCAAGAGCAAGCUCUCCGCAGGAGAUGGGGGCGAGCACGACACCGACAAGAGCAAGCUGUUUGCAGGAGAUAAGGGCGAGCACAGCGCUGACAAGUGCAAGCUCUCUGCAGAAGAUGAGGGUGAGCGCAGCGCCAACAAGAGUAAGAUCUCUGCAAGAGAGAAGGGAGAGCGUGUCUGCACCGAGUUCAAGCAGGCCAAGUACCCCUUCAAGUGGAGAAAGUACAUGUGUGCCAGGUGCGGGGUGCACCGUAGCGAGCACAGUGUCAGCAAGGCCAAGGCCAAAGUGUACGACGACAUGGAGAAUAUCAGGGAGGAGCUCCUGCCGCCACGCAAGAGGCUCAUUCUCAGGUUCAAGCGGUCACAGGCCCUUGCCGCUGCUGCUGUUGCUGCAUCCAGGGAGAAGGAGAACAAGGAGGGGGAGCUAGAGGAAGGGGAGAUCACCUGGAGCCCCGGCUCGACGAUCACCAAGGGAAAGAGAGCCCCAAGGAGAAAGCCCUAGGAUGCACCGUAAACUGCGCAAUGCACCAUUGAGAACUUGUUAUAUGUGAAUCUCUUCAGCUAUGUGAGACAACUUGUGUACUGGUCCGAUGUACACUUCUUUAACUUUAACCAAGUCUACCCCAUAUAU